UCGACAUGAACAUGUUCUCGCGGGCUGCAGUGAGAUUAGCAUUUGAGCUCCAGCAACAGUGAGAUUAACAUUUGAGAUCCAGCAUACACACUCACACACAGGAAGAAAGAGAGGGAGAGCGCCAGCUGGAUUCGCUACUUUCAUUCGGCUCACUGAGGUUUCAACUCGCGACACAGGCGGCUGUCUGUCACUUUCACCUGCUGAACAUGAUCUUCAAAAUCACCUGUCUGCUUGGAUUGCUGCUCUGCGGCUGUCAAGCGGUCCUUCAGGUGUCAAUAUCACUCAAUAAAGUGGAACUGAGUGUUGGAGAGUCUAAAUUCUUCACAUGCACAGCCAUUGGUGAGCCGGUGAGCAUAAACUGGUUCAGUCCUCAAGGUGAGCGCAUGAUUUCAAACCAGAGAGUGAUUGUGCAUACGGAGGGUGUGCGGUCCAGGCUGACGAUCUACAAUGCCAUCAUUGAGGAUGCUGGGAUAUACCGAUGCCAGGCUGUGGAUGCCAAAGGACAAAGCCAGGAGGCCACGGUGGUGCUGGAGAUUUACCAGAAGCUGACGUUCCGCGAGGUGAAGACGCCACAGGAGUUUCGUCAUGGUGAUGAUGCUGAGGUCAUCUGCGAUGUCAUCGGUUCACCCGUGCCAGCCAUGUCCUGGUUCUACAAGAACAAAGAAAUCACAUCUGAACCCAACAGCAGAUUUCAGGUCCUUCCCACCAACAACCUGCAGAUCCUGAGAGUGAGUAAAGCUGAUGAGGGUGUGUAUCGCUGUGAGGCACGGGUUGAGGCCAGAGGAGAAAUCGAUUUCAGGGAUAUUGUGGUGCUGGUGAAUGUUCCUCCAGUUCUGUCAGUGCCCCAGCAGUCCUUCAAUGCCACCGCCGACUAUCAGGAGUCAGUGACAUUCACCUGCAUCACGUCCGGCUCCCCUGACCCUCAGGUGACCUGGUACUGGAGGGGUCAUGUGAUCGAGCGAUCAGAGCAGUAUGUGUUAAACACGCAGGAUGGGGGCAAAAGCACGCUAACCAUUAAAAACAUCCGGAAGGGGGACGGAGGGCUGUACUCUUGCCGCGCGAGCAACAAGGCUGGGAGCUCCAAGGGUCAGCUCUUCCUUAAAGUGUUUGUCCAGCCGCACAUCACUCAGCUGAGGAACGUGACAGCAGUGGAGGGAAGCGCUGCUAUGAUAGCCUGUACAGCUGAGGGAGAACCUCUGCCUGAGAUCUCAUGGAGGAGAGCCAGUGAUGGACAGACGUUCACAGACGGAGAUAAGAGUCAGGAUGGCCGUGUGGAAGUGCGAGGACGCCACGGAAAAUCCAUGCUGACUAUCAGCGGGGUUCGACUGUCAGACUGGGGCCGAUUCGACUGUGAAGCUCUCAGCAGGAUCGGAGGUCAUCAGAAGAGCAUGUUCCUGGAUAUCGAGUAUGCGCCGAAGUUCCAGACCAAUCAAACCAUCUUCUACUCAUGGGAGGGCAACCCAGUGAACAUCAGCUGCGACGUGAAGUCCAACCCUCCAGCGACCAUGCUGUGGAGACGAGACCGGUUUACCAUCUCUAGUCAAGGGACCAGCAACAUCCGCAUUCACACCACAGAGGGCCGAUCGCUCCUAGAGGUCACACCAAUGUCGGACAGGGAUUUUGGACGCUACAAUUGCACAGCCAGAAACAACAUUGGUGCUCGAUAUCAAGAGUUUAUAUUAGCACAGGCAGAUGUCCCAUCACACCCGUACUCCAUUCGGUUGACCGCUGUCUCCCAACGUCUCGCCACCGUCACCUUCAUGAAGCCUGACUCUCACGGCGGCGUCCCCAUUAGCUAUUACAUCAUCAACUAUAAAGACACCAGCUCACAGGACUGGAGGACAGUGAGAUCACAUGGAGUUCAAACUACAUUAGUUCUUGCUAACCUGGAGCCCAACACGACAUAUGAGGUGCGCGUGGCAGCCAUCAAUGGAAAGGGUCAGGGUGAAUUCAGCCACACGGAAACCUUCCAGACGUUACCCAUCCGAGAGCCGAGUCCUCCGACAGUUCAUGGACAGAGAGUCGUUGGUAAGGCCUACGGACUCGGACUAAUCAAACAGGACGAUGGUGGGAUGCCCAUCGUGGAGUACAUCGUGAAGUAUAAAACGGAUAAAGAGGAGCAGUGGAUGACCAAGCUGGUUCCUGGCAUGAAUGAUUUUGCGCUGCUACAGCCGCUGCAGUGGAACACGCUCUACAUCGUGGAGAUCACUGCACGCAAUGUCAAGGGCUUGUCAGAGCCCACCUUCUUCCAGUUCCUUAUGCCACAGAAACCUGACAUCACAGCAGAUUCCCUGUUCAGCGGCCUGGGCCUUGGCACGGUGGUGGGUCUCGGGGUGGCAGGUCUUCUACUGCUGCUGGUGCUGGUGGACGUCAGUUGCUUCUUCUUGCGUCAGUGCGGCUUCCUCAUGUGCAUCACCCGCAAGCUCUGCAGCAAGAAAACCACCACCAGUGGCAAGAGCAAAGAGCUGGAGGAGGGCAAAGCAGCAUACCUGGUUGAUGGCUCAAAAGAGCCCAUCGUGGAGAUGAGAACUGAAGAAGAGAGAACUACUAACCAGGAGGACGGCAGUCCAGUGCACGAACCCAAUGAGACAACUCCUCUGACAGAGCCAGAGAAACUCCCGUUGAAGGAGGAGAACGGCAAGGACGUGCUCAAGCCGGAUUUGAUCGAGAUCAAGGUCCACACGGACAACAGCAUCCACAAAAAACAGGACGACAGCAAAGCAUAAUGGAGCCCGGAGGCAUUCCCAGCCUGAACAAACUGAGACCAAAAUGUAGAAAACACAAAAUGUCAUAAGAGAAAUUAAAAGAGAGAGAUAAAAAAAAAUAAUCUUUACAAUGGGUGACUGAUGAAGGGUGUGUAAACAUGUUCAAAUACAAACAGAGACCUGGGUGGGGUUUUUCUUUUUUCUUUUUUUGUGAUAAAUCUACUGUCCUUUCUAUUCACAAUGACUCCUUUUUGGUUGGCGUUGUGUCUUGGUGUUUUGGCUUUCCCAAUAAUGGAUCUCGUUUGGACCUGUUUGAAUUUCCAGGCCUUUCUUCUGUUUUCUAGGCAUGUUAAAUCCAGUUUCUGCCGAGAAGGACAUUGUGUUCUGUCUAUAAUCUUGAUAAUUCAGAUUCUGGGCUUCUCAUCUAAAUGUGUUAGAGACUUCAUUGGUUUUUUUUUUUUUUUUUUUUUUUUUUUUUUUUGGUAGGAUAUCUCCACAGAAAGCCAUCGGCUUGUCCUCGGAAAUGACCCAAAGGAUUUCUCAACGAUUGGAUUUCUUCUAUUUUUCCAGGCAUGUCCAGUGAGAUCUAGACAAUACGUCUUAUAUAUGUUGACUUCUAAAGCUUGACGACUUCAUUGAUUCAUAUGUUCCAUCUUUGCGUCAUAAGUUUUAAACACAGGAAUCACUUCUCAAAAGAAAUCUGGGGAAAAUGUGAAGUAAAGUGACUGUGUAGUUUGGAUUUCAUUAACUGCCAUGAUGCCCGAUGGAAAUGCUCUUCUUAAUUUAUUUUGAUUAAUUGAUUAAUGUGGGCAUGUGUGAGUGUAUGCGAGUACAGCUAGAUUUACUCUACGCAAAUACACAAACAUAGAUGCGAAUGUUACAAUAAUGAGUUACAAUAAUGAGUUAUUGUACAUGUACUGUGUGUUUUUGUGUGGCUGUAGAGGGUGCUAGAAUUGGCUCCACAUUUCUCAAAAUGGGUCCGUUCUUUGUACGUGGCCUACUCAGAUGGAUUUUAUGGUUUGUGAUUUUACAUGAUCCAGGAUUGUUAAACUCUUCGAAGUUAAUCCUGGAGUUGCUGUCAUAGCAACAUGUCUGUUAGCUCAAACCUUUCAUUUUUAAUUUUAAAGGUGAUCCUUUUUUUUUUUCUUUUUUUUUUAAGGCAGUCUGUUAUAUCUGGGGACUAAGAAACUUUAAUUAAUGCUCACACAUAUAGCAAAUAUGCUUAAAAAUUAAAUUUAUUGAUAAUUACAACAAUUUUGACACUGAAAAACGUAAAGCCUGUAUUAACAGUAGAAAAAAAAAACAAAAAAAACAAUGGGGAUCAUUUAAAAAAUGGUUACACUCCACGAGAAAUUGUAUGUCACUUUGCUUGAUAAGCUGUUUGCUUGAUCUUAAUUACAUGUCACUGCAUUGCUCGUCACGGUUUCGAGUAUCGAUAUAUCUGCCCUUUCCCAAUUAACAUGCAAUCUUGGAAAACUUAAUCCAGAUAUUUAAUCAAAUCCACAAACUUGUUUUAAGAACCAAAUUGGCCAGAAGUCAGCUAUCACAAUUAAUAUAUAUAUAUAUAUAUAUAUAUAUAUAUAUAUAUAUAUAUAUAUAUAUAUAUAUAUAUAUAUAUAUAUAGCAUUAUUUUAUUUUAGUAAUCUUUCAGUAAUUUUACUUAUUUUGCUUAGUUGCUAAGGCAGCAUUUUUAUUUUUGUUUGUUUUUUAGGUAAUUUUUUUAAAUAUAAUAUUUAUAUUUUAUUUCAGUUAAAUUAAAUGUAUUAAUAUUUGAAUUAGCUUCUAUUUGUAUAUGUUUAGUUCACAAUAAUUUUUAUUUUUAUUUAUUUAUUUGUGUGUGUGUGUGUAUUUAGUAUAUAUAAUAUUAAGUUAAUUUCAUAUAGUUGAUCUAAUCUUUAUCACUUACUUUAUUUCAAUUAACCUUGUUUUAGCUUUAAAUAGUUAAUGAAAAAAAUAAAAUAAUAAUUGUUGUCACACCUUUCUCCAAAAAUAGAAAAUUUAACAACAGACUAUCACAAAGGUUAAGUUUCGAGCAUGCAGGCUCUUCAUCAGACCAGUUUUAAAUGGUUAAAAAUGUCAAUACUGGAGGGUUCUUAUUGCCACAGUAAAACAUGUUAAGUACGUUUAGCAGCAUCUCAUGUUUCCAAUGCACAUGAGUCAUUCAUGUCUUGUUUAUUUGUGUAGUGUGUGAUUCUGGUCGAAGUUGUUGGUAAAGGCAACGUUUGCGUUUGCGACUCAAGCCACAUUAUUUGAUUUAUUUUACUAUUUGACUAUGAUUCACAGCUGUUUGUACAUAUGAUGUAGUGUUCCUAUUUAACACAUGUUCCCAGAACAUUAGGAAGGAAGUUCCAGAUCAGGUCGAGUCUCUUCUGUGGGUAUUCCACAAGUCAUUAAUGAAGCAGCAGGGCAUUAUCUACCAAAUUUGUUUUGUAAAGUAUCUGUGAAGCUCGUAUGAUGUCAAUGAAAUCAGUCAUGCCUGCUUAUGAAGCUGCAAAAAAAAAAAAAAAAAAAAAAAAAAAAUUAUUAUUUGUCAAUACUCAUUUUUCUUCUAGGUGAAGUCAUACAAACCAUCUGGAUAGAAAAAAAUCGGUUGCUAAUCAAUAUAUAUAUA
Molecule: messenger RNA, 5316 nt
Organism: Carassius gibelio (silver crucian carp)
Lineage: Eukaryota; Metazoa; Chordata; Actinopteri; Cypriniformes; Cyprinidae
Product: neural cell adhesion molecule 2-like
Exons: 18
Coding region: 207-2726 (839 amino acids)
Biological process (GO): cell adhesion
Cellular component (GO): membrane; neuron projection
Molecular function (GO): protein binding
Source: RefSeq, a predicted model, not a curated record